UUAUUUCCAGAUCAGUGCGGGCUGUUCCGGAGACUCUGAGUGUGUGUCCUCAGUCGGGGUGUGUGUGAUGGCUCCGUUACUCCGCGCGCUGCGCGCGGGGCUCCGCUCCGUGUGCCUCGCUCGCGCCGUCUCUAACAGCGCGCGCUCCCGGGGCGCCGUCGUGACCGAGCUGCAGCCGCGCGCGGCUGACCGAGAGGAGCACGGGGAGGUCAACCAGUUCCAGCACAAUCCAGAUUACCACGGCUUCUCCUCAGACCCAUUUGUGGAUGAGUGGAACAUGAGGCUGGCCUUUUUCUUCAGCAUUUCCAUGGCCAUCGUUAUUGGAGGAACCUUUAUCCAUUAUUUACCAGACCACGGUAUGAGGCAGUGGGCUCGCCGCGAGGCCGAGCUGCUGAUCAAACAGAGGGAGGCUCAGGGGCUGCCGCUCAUCGACGAGAACUACUACGACCCCAGCAGGAUCGUUCUCCCCUCGUCAUCGGACGAGUAGUACCCUUAUCAUUUGUGUGUGACUGUACAUUAAAUUCUAGUAAACUAUCACAAUAAACAUCUAAUGUUGUUACCACGCCUCA
Pygocentrus nattereri (red-bellied piranha) is the source of this 569-nucleotide messenger RNA. It is a transcript of the gene ndufb11, whose product is annotated as NADH:ubiquinone oxidoreductase subunit B11. The record is from RefSeq and is a predicted model, not a curated record. NCBI's taxonomy places the organism in Eukaryota, Metazoa, Chordata, Actinopteri, Characiformes, Serrasalmidae. The transcript is spliced from 3 exons. Bases 68 to 487 code for a protein of 139 amino acids.